Messenger RNA from Desarmillaria tabescens, 432 nucleotides. RefSeq lists its product as uncharacterized. Gene Ontology annotation, molecular function: protein binding. The record is from RefSeq and is a predicted model, not a curated record. The transcript is spliced from 3 exons. Bases 1 to 432 code for a protein of 143 amino acids. NCBI's taxonomy places the organism in Eukaryota, Fungi, Basidiomycota, Agaricomycetes, Agaricales, Physalacriaceae.
AUGAGUUCUCCCGCGCUCAACCUCGCGUGUGUCUCUGGAGGCUUUCCCUUCCAGACAAAAAAUAUUUCUAUGGCAGGCAAUGCCAAAGUACUUCUAGGCUCCGUAGAAGGAAGCUCUACCACCCGCCAAGGCAGCUCCACCAAUGGGUAUUUUGCGCCAAAGUCCCAGACCUCAGAGUCUCCUCUCACUCUGAGUGUCAAUCACGCUGAAGUUUGGCUAGAAAACGGCCAAAUCUAUAUUCGAGACCUGGAGUCGCCCUUCGGUACCUUCGUAAAUGACGUCAAAAUCAACACCAAUGUUGCUCUUAAAACAGGAGAUAUUUUAGCACUGGGAAAAACCUUAGUUCGCAACACGAACACUCCGACCGACAUCACAGACGACCAGCUGAAGUGUAUCAUUGCUAAAGUAACUGUGGUCGGUUCUCAGGCUUGA